UGCUGCGUCUGCCUGGAGCCGCACGAGGUCGGCUCCGUGGCCGCGCGGCUCCCCUGCGGCCACCUCUUCCACGAGCAGUGCGUUACGGAGUGGCUCACGCGCCACUGCUCCUGCCCCGUCUGCCGCUUCGAGCUCGCGACGGACGACGCGGCCUUCGAG
This is a messenger RNA of Aureococcus anophagefferens, 159 nucleotides long. RefSeq lists its product as hypothetical. The annotation marks the transcript as partial. The record is from RefSeq and is a predicted model, not a curated record. Lineage: Eukaryota; Pelagophyceae; Pelagomonadales; Pelagomonadaceae. The transcript has a single exon.